AUGGCGAGACCUGACUCGGCGAUACGGCAUAUGAUACAAACGAAUGUUGGUAAGUAUCUGUCGUUGUUUUCUUGUCGUUUAAACGUUUGCAUACGUUUAAAAAUAUUGUGUAACCCUUGCUUCUUUGUGGGUGUUAUUCGAGCUGUGAAGUGCCAUUAAUUGUAAUUCUGUACUUCGCCAGAAGUGAAAGUUAAAGAAUUUAGGCUAGUCCACUACUCUACUGCUCUUUUACUUGCAGAAAUAAAGCAUUUGAAAUUCUGUUCAUAGCCUAAUAUUAUUUUCUUGCAUUUCCUACUGUUAACUUGCAUGAAUCAAUGUCUAGAACUUUCCAAAGUUUUGCAAGAAAUUUGGACGAAGGCAGUUUCCCGCCUUGUAAAUCACAAGAAUUUCUUUUAGGCUUUCAUGGAUUUGUGCGUGGUUAAUAUAUAAUAUCUGGCUUGCAAAAGCUCAAAAGAUUUCGUUUAUAUAGUUUUGCGUUCAAAUAUAAACGACUUGUGCAAAAAUGUAGCAUGAAAUCCUGCAAAUAGCUCAAGCAUGUUAUCCGAUAAAUAAGCUCGACCAUAAUGGCGUUGUUGUUUUUAAUGGUGUUUAUUUGUACAAGAAUACACGCGACUAUUGCUGUCUUUUUAUGUGUUUUAUAAAGUUGAACGAAAUACAUUUUGUACAAGGCAUUGUAAUCUUCAAAUAGUUUAAAAACGUUUUGUAAAAUAAAGAAUUUUUGUAUAUGAAUUCUGUUACAGAAGUUAGCCAAGGGUAAAUAUUUGAUAUUGGCUGCAACCAAUGCAAUUAUUUUGGAUUAAAUUUGUGUACCGUGCCAGGUUUAAUUAGAGAAUUCUAAGAUUAAAUAAUAAGCCUCCUGUAGCUUGGUAUAUUAACUCAUUAAGCAUGUUGCAUUGUGCCCUAAUGAACCCUACUUUAUUAUUUUACUCUGUCUAAGGCCAGACAAUUUUACUCAUCAAGGGGACUGCCCUGCCACUCAACGGGUUAGUCAGACUAUCUGCCCAUGUGUCUAAUUAACCCAUUGUGUGGUGCAGACAUUCCAACUCUCCCGAUUUUACCGGGAGUUUCCCGAAAAUUCAUGCAAUCUCGACAAUCUCCUGGUCUCCCGAUUUUUAUAAAAUUUUUCAGAAUAUUCAGGAAAUAUAGUAAAAAUAUCAUAAACAUACUGUUUUUAGCAACAUAAUAGUCUGUCUUGACCUUUUUAUAAAGUUCCUUAAUGGCAAUUUAUAGGAUCACUUAUAACAACAUAUUCCCAAAAUGCAGGAAACACCAUUUCAGAAGACUUAAUUUUUAUUAUUUUUUCUCAGAAGAACUAGAUUUCAAUUCACUGAACAGUCUCCCUAAAUUUUACCUCCAGUAGUUGGAAUGUCUGGUGGUGGCAUUCUCCCCCUGACAAGUAAAAUUGUCUGGCGUUAGACAGAGUACUUUAUUAUUUUACUCUGUCUAACGCCAGACGGUUUUACUCGUCAAUGGGGGUUGAGAGUGCACUUAUUAAAUAAGUUAAAGCACUUUCAUCGAUUACAUGUCCAUCUCACGGAAAAAGGCUGAAAGCAAUAAUUGUUUUUGAACGCGCUGUCACAAAUUCAAUAUCAGAAACGUCGGUACAAUCACGUCCCAAUUCUGUGCAUCACGUUUUAUGGCUAUUUAUAGAAUAAUAAAGUCAUUAAAAAAAUAUAUAUGAGAAAUAAAAUUCAUUUCCCAUAACCUGUACACUUUGAGACGUGCCAGGUCUGUCUGUUGUAUCUGGAGAUUUUAAAUGAAAACGUGCUCAAAUCACAUCCAAACUAACACAUAGUGUGUGAGUCUGAUGACGUUUCUGAUAUUGAAAUGUGGUCCGUGCCUAAAUGUCAAAAUCAUCACGUGAAACUGCUUGUACUCAGACUGAGACUAACCUGUGCACUUUGAGAUGCUCUGUCUCUUUUGGAUAUAUUAAAUGAAAACGUGUUCAAAUCAAACUAACACAUAAAGAUAAGUACACGUUGUAGUACUGUAGAGGUAAAUUAAUUUUAUUUCGAUUUGCAGUAAGAUCAUAUUCUAGCAAUGAUUUCAGGCACAUAUUAUAGCUUUCUAGGUUAACAAAAUACAUUGGCAGAUAAUUUGGGUAACCCAUUGAUGCACGAGACACACAUCCCCUUGACGAGUAAAAUCAUCUGCAUUAUAGAAGCUUGCUUUGUUGUAUACAAACAUGACGGCUGCAUAGUCAGUCUGCAUUUUAACUUGUGCCUAACUCUCUCAUAAUUUCUGACAAAAAGCCUUUGUUCGAAAUGUUUCAGUUGUAUUUUUCAUGUAGUUAAAUCCCUCUUAAUCGAUAGUUUCCCUGACAAGAAAAACUGCCUUGUUUUUUCUCCUAAUACUCUCCUUCAUAAGUACAAAAUAAAUAUUUGUGGCUGUAGCAGAGUAAAGUAUCGACAUUUGGUGCAUUAAAGGGGCAGUUUCACAGCGCUGAUUGGCUAAAAUAAACGGCGCAAAGAAACGUUUAAAAUUAAUGCUACAUGAUUGGAAAAGAUGUAGCAGCCUUCAAUUUUUAAAACAAAGCAAGGAUGUCCUGCAUAACAAAGGGAUUAUAAAUAGUAUAUCGUAUUUCACUCCUAACUUGAUUAAUUGUUGGCAGACAGUUUUUCAAGUUCGCGCAUAUUUUGGAUGUGCAGUAGAACCGUGACACUGCCCCUUUAAGACAAAUUGCAGCUUAUAAGCCAUUUCGCUCCAGCGCUCUCCCCAAAACGAAUAAAAUCGUCAGGUGUUCGACAGAGUAAAGAAACAAAGUAGGGUCAGUAAGGCACAUUGUGGCUUAAUGAGUUAAUGUUUUUGUUUAUAUUUAGAAACUCAAGAGGAGAUGAACAUUCGGACCUUUACAAAAUGGAUAAAUUCAAAACUUGGUGGGGUAAGGAACAUUUCUGUGCAUAUAAUGGACUAUUUUUCUGUGCAUAUAAUGGACUAUUUUUCUGUGCAAACUCCAUAUAACAUCAACUUUUAUUCUCACAUUUAGAAAGAACCUGUUGUUAAGGAUUUGAUCAAAGAUUUACAAGACGGACGUGUCCUCUUGUCGCUUUUAGAAGUUUUGUUAAAAGUUAAACUGGUAAGUAUGUAGCACAGUUGGAUACGUACGUAGUAUAUUAAAACCGGGCAGUAAACAGUUAAGUUAGGACAAAUGUACAGCCAAGACAAAAAGUGGUUGCCGAAUGGACAUUUUGCAGGUUUUGUUGGACUUAACUUUGCUUACUUGAAUUAGCAGUGCUUAUAUAUAUUAAGAGAUAAUCACUUUACCUUUAUAACAAAUAAUUAUUAAUCCAUUAAGCUGCAAUGCAUCCUACUUUAUUAUUUUAUUCUGCCAAAUUAACUCUUGACAAUUUUACCCCUUGAGGGAAGUGUCUUGUGCUUUAAUGGGUUAACCAAGCAAUGUGGCAUUUUUUUUGUUAUUUUUCUUUAACAAUUUUGUAAUAUCACGUGGUAUAUAUACCAUUUCAUGGCAAUGCUCUUUAAUUUAUAUAGUAAUGUAGCUACUUUAAAAUGGCAUAAUAUGCUCAGCAAGACAGCAAUACUCCUCAAUACAAACAUUUUGUAAAUAGAAGAAAAGCCCCAAGAUGAGCCAAGCAAAGCUCUUGUGGAAUUGUUACAUCUUUUUUUUUAUUAAAAUAUGUUUAUAUAAAAAAAAACAAUCUGGCCAUGUGCCUUGUUAACCCAUUCAGUUUCAUUACACUCUAAUGUGCCUAAUUUAUUAUUUUACUUUGUCUAAUGCCAGACAAUUUUACUCCUGAAGGGGAGAGUGUAGGCAUUCAAUGGGUUAAUCAUGUUUCUUACAGCGUGGUGAAAAAGGGAAGUUGAAAUUUCACAAAAUUAAUAAUGUGAAUACAGCAUUGAAGGCAUUGGAAGAAAGAGGGGUAAGCAAAUAGAUCUACAUUACUAGUGUGAUUCCUCUAAGCUCUGCACGGUUGAAUCAAUAGGAUCCUUCCAUGAAGUUCAAAAAUUUAACUUAAACUUUAGGCCAAUUGAUCUAAUAUUAAAGCUCAUUUAUUUCUCUAUUGUCAGAGGGAGGGUGGAUUAUUAGAGAAAGGGCGAGGUUUAUUAGAGAGAGGGCGAGGCUUAUUAGAGAGAGGGGGAUUAUUAGAGAAGAUGCCUUAUUAGAGAGAGGGUGGGGCUUAUUAGAGAGAGGGGCUUAUUAGAGAGAGGGGCUUAUUAGAGAGACAUGGGCUUAUUAGAGAGACGGGGGCUUAUUAGAGAGAGGGGGCUUAUUAGAGAGACAGGAGCUUUUUAGAGAGACGGGGGGCUUAUUAGAGACACAGGGGAUUAUUAGAGAAUAGAGAGAGAGGGCUUAUUAGAGAGAGGGGCGAGGCUUAUUAGAGAGAGGGCAAGGCUUAUUAGAGAGAGGGGCUUAUUAGAGAGAGGAGGGCUUAUUAGAGAGAGGGUGAGGCUUAUUAGAGAGUGGGGAGGCUUAUUAGAGAGAGGGGCUUAUUAGGGAGAGGAGGGCUUAUUAGAGAGAGGGGGGCUUAUUGGAGAGAAGAUGAGGCUUAUUAGAGAGAGGACGAUGUAAUGCAUGUACAUUUAUGGUGCCAUCUUGCUACAUUAAUUUUAAGUAAGAUGUUUUGGGGACAUGUUAAAACACAGCAUUUAUGCAAGAAAACCUAAGCCCUGACUAAAAGAUAUAUUUCAGAUGCAUGUGAAAUGAAACGUGAAUGUUUAAUUUUAUUCCAGUUGAAACUCCAUGGAAUAAGUGCUGAAGCUAUUGUGGAUGGCAAUAAGAUAUCAAUUCUGGGUCUUAUUUGGAUUAUCAUCCUACAUUUCCAGGUGAGUAUGUUUAUAGAGAGGGUUUCAUGUUAAAUAAUAAACUCUUGUGCAAAAAUUCUUGACAGAGUUACAGAAUAUUAUUGCUAAUAUAAAAAGUUGUUAUAAUGCAAUUUUUCUCCACUCUCAUGCCACAAUAUUAAUCAAACGAGAACAAGACGUGCAUGUGAGUUGAUGAGACUUAACUGAAUAUUACUACACAUACUAGCAAAACCUCUCAUCAAAAUUUGAACCAGAUAUUGCAUGAAAGUUGAUUAGAGUUUGCAAUCAAACGCAAGCGAGGGUCGCAACCCUCACUCGUGUUUGGCUGCUGCUUCAGAUUGCAUUUUUACUAUAAAACUCUUGGAUAUCUUAGGUGCAAGGUAUUGUGUUUGAAGAAGAAGAAGAUCCAAAGCAAUCUGAUGACCCAUCACCAAGAAAGAAAUCUGUUGCAAGCCAAGCAGAAGUUGAAAGACUCCUUAUCAAAUGGGUGCAGGAUGUACUCAAAGGGCAAGUCAUUUCAAACACUUUAACAUUCUCAACAACUUUAUCCAUAGUAGUUUUGUAG
This is a messenger RNA of Paramuricea clavata, 5326 nucleotides long. NCBI's taxonomy places the organism in Eukaryota, Metazoa, Cnidaria, Anthozoa, Malacalcyonacea, Plexauridae. The record is from the annotation of a GenBank genome assembly.